Molecule: messenger RNA, 549 nt
Organism: Olea europaea var. sylvestris
Lineage: Eukaryota; Viridiplantae; Streptophyta; Magnoliopsida; Lamiales; Oleaceae
Product: B3 domain-containing protein At4g01580-like
Exons: 4
Coding region: 1-549 (182 amino acids)
Molecular function (GO): DNA binding
Source: RefSeq, a predicted model, not a curated record
AUGAAGGUGCUACAUCGUUUCUUCAUAAUCAUUACUCCUUCACAAAACCAUAAUACCCUUUUGAUGCUUCCCAGAUUCUUUAUCAACGAUUGGAGACACCAACUUGGUGACACAGUACAAGUAACUGCAUAUGAUGGUAUAAUUGUCACAAUACGAUUGGAAAGAGAUGAUGGAAGAAUAUAUUUUGCCGAUGGAUGGAAACAAUUUUUUGACCAUCAUAAUUUACAGGAUGCUCAUGUUUUGAUAUUUGAAUAUAACGGAAACUCCACAUUCAAUAUGACCAUUUUUGACCAUUCUAGAUUAGAGGUCACAUAUGAAUCUGAUGUUCCUGAAGAAUACAACGUUUCACAUACAGAUAAUCCUGCAUUUGGAAUAACACUAACACCUCAUCACAAUAGCCACCGAAAAAUUAAGAUGAGACUUGGUAAGAAGUAUGGAAAGUUGCGUGUUGCAAUAAAUUUGAAGGGCAUCCAAGGGGCCAACAGUUCAUUCUACAAAUCCCCCAAGCUUUGCUUCCCCCGUUCGAGUGGAAGCUUGGGAAGUGGGUAG